Messenger RNA from Tricharina praecox, 988 nucleotides. RefSeq names its product SMAD/FHA domain-containing protein. Gene Ontology annotation, biological process: maintenance of RNA location; mRNA splicing, via spliceosome. The record is from RefSeq and is a predicted model, not a curated record. NCBI's taxonomy places the organism in Eukaryota, Fungi, Ascomycota, Pezizomycetes, Pezizales, Pyronemataceae. The transcript is spliced from 2 exons. Gene Ontology annotation, molecular function: mRNA binding; protein binding. Gene Ontology annotation, cellular component: nucleus. Bases 55 to 933 code for a protein of 292 amino acids.
CGUCACGUCACGCCGUCACCUUCACGUAACUUCGCCAGCAGCACAUCACAGACAAUGGGAAGAUCACGAUCACCACGGCGCGAGCGCUCACGAGACCGGAAUCGACGGCGGGAGAAGGGCAGGAGCAAAGAUAGGGAGAGGGAAACGGGCAAGGAGAGGGAACGGGAGCGUGAUGGGUGGAGGGGGAAUAGGGAUAGGGAGCGGGAUAAGGAUCGGGACAGGGACCAGAAACCGCGCGAACAUCGCGAGCACUCAAAAGACCGCCGCCGGCACACCUCCCAAGACCGCGAAAGCUCCCGCGCGAAAGAGAAGUCCAGCAGCCGGCGUCACUCCUCAAAAGACCGCAGCUCGCGCGCCAAAUCCACCUCCGCCCCCGCGGCCGCGCGCGGCUACUCCCCACCGCCUCUGACACCCUCCGGCGCGGCCGCGCGCCUCGCUUCCGGCUCUCCUCCCGCCGACAAAGAGCGGCCGAACUUCUCAUCGACGGGGCUUCUCGCCGCCGCCGCCAACACCACCGCGACCGGCGCGGUGCUGAAGUACCACGAGCCGUCGGACGCGCGGCUGCCGCCGCCCACGCCCGCCUACAAGCUGUUCGUGUUCAAGGACGCGGCGAUCGUGGAUACGAUCGAGCUCAAUACGCGCAGCUGCUGGCUUAUCGGCCGUGAUCGCGCGGUGGCGGAUCUGCCGGUCGAUCAUCCGUCCUGCUCGAAACAGCAUGCUGUGCUGCAGUUUAGGCAUGUGGUCAAGACGGAUGAGUUCGGCGAGAGGAUGGCCAAGGUUAGGUUGUAUCUGUGUGAUUUGGAGAGCGCGAAUGGUACGCUGCUGGGAGAUGUCGAGGUCGAGGGGGGGAGGUUUGUUGAGUGUAGAGAGGGGGAUCUGAUUAAGUUCGGGACGAGUACAAGGGAGUAUGUCGUUAUGCUUGACCGUGGGUAGGCGACUAGAGGGGUCAAUGGAGGAAUAUCAUUGAAAAUUUAGUAAAUACUUGGAG